Molecule: messenger RNA, 1936 nt
Organism: Ictidomys tridecemlineatus (thirteen-lined ground squirrel)
Lineage: Eukaryota; Metazoa; Chordata; Mammalia; Rodentia; Sciuridae
Gene: C1ql2
Product: complement C1q like 2
Molecular function (GO): protein binding
Source: RefSeq, a predicted model, not a curated record
GGGAGCCAGCGAGCAGCGGGAGAGCAGAGCAGAGCGCGCCGCGGAGCCGGGGCGCCCUCACCGCGUGCGGAGCCCAGCCCAGCCUAACCCGCAAGAAGAAGAGCCGCGGAUUCGUCGCCGGACGCCACUCGCGGAUCCAGCACUCCCCGGCCUCUGCCGCCCGGACCCGUGGGGCGCCGGGCUCUUUCUGUGCGCCCCCCGCCAUGCGCGCCGGGCUCCGUGGGUCUCCUGAGCAGCCCCAGUGCGGUGGGCACGGGAGCCCAGGCCGGGGCACCUCUUCCUGAAGUAGUUGGGUGGCCGGUUCAGGGGGUCGCCACGUCGGGGGCGCGGCCCGGACCCGCGGAGUUGGCCCCCGAGCUCGGGGAGCGGGGCCACCCGCGCCGCCCCACCAUUACCUCCCCGGGAGGCAAGGAGGAGCUGGUGGCGGUUGCCUCCCGGCUGUGGCAGCGGCGGCGGCGCGCCUGCCUGGCGGCCGUCGGCGUACUCUUGGCCAUGGCGCUUGGGCUGCUCAUCGCCGUACCGCUGCUGCUGCAGGCGGCGCCCCCCGGAGCAGCGCACUACGAGAUGAUGGGCACCUGCCGCAUGAUCUGCGACCCAUACACCGCCGCACCCGGCGGGGGACCCGCGGGCGCCAAGGCGCCGCCGCCGGGACCCAGCACCGCCGCCCUGGAAGUCAUGCAGGACCUCAGCGCCAACCCUCCACCUCCCUUUAUCCAGGGACCCAAGGGUGACCCGGGGCGACCCGGCAAGCCAGGGCCGCGGGGUCCCCCUGGAGAGCCGGGUCCACCGGGACCCAGGGGUCCCCCGGGAGAGAAGGGCGACUCGGGACGACCAGGGCUGCCCGGGCUGCAGCUGACCACCGGAGCGGCCGGCGGCGUCGGAGUGGUAGGCGGCGGAGCCGGGGGCGGCGGCGACUCGGAGGGAGAAGUGACCAGCGCGCUGAGCGCCGCCUUCAGCGGUCCCAAGAUCGCCUUCUACGUGGGACUCAAGAGCCCCCAUGAGGGUUACGAGGUGCUCAAGUUCGACGACGUGGUCACCAAUCUCGGCAAUCACUACGACCCCACCACAGGCAAGUUCAGCUGCCAGGUUCGUGGCAUCUACUUCUUCACCUACCACAUCCUCAUGCGAGGCGGCGACGGCACCAGCAUGUGGGCGGACCUCUGCAAGAACGGGCAGGUUCGGGCCAGCGCCAUCGCGCAGGACGCGGACCAGAACUACGACUAUGCCAGUAACAGCGUGGUGCUGCACCUCGAUUCAGGGGACGAGGUGUACGUGAAGCUGGACGGCGGGAAGGCACACGGAGGCAAUAACAACAAGUACAGCACGUUCUCGGGCUUUCUUCUGUACCCGGAUUAGGGGCGCAGAGGGCGCGAGGUGGGGUAGCUUCAAGCCGCCCUGUCUCCACCCCAGCGCGCGGCUCUUAGGUGAGGGCCACUUUCCGCUUCAUGACACUUCCUGACAUCUCCGUUGGAAAAGACACACCCCUGCUGUCCUCUUUGCCCCGCUCCCAGUCUCAGUGUGGCUGCAACUUACCACCAUGCUGCAGGCGGUGCCCCUGGUUCCAGUGCCCAACCCGGGGAGGGAGAGGGGGACGCCCAAGCGGCGAGCUGAACGUGAACCCGAGCCCUCGCGGCAGUUGCGCUCAGACUUUGCAAAUGUGAUUGGACUGGACAGGCCGCGCCAGAGCCUGCCCUCUUUCAGACCCCCUCUUCCUCCUCCCAGUACCCCCAGGCCAAGGGCUCUAGGCCCAGGCCAGGGAGAUUGGCCAAAGUGAGCACCGGCUUCCUGGGGCCUCCUUCUUUGUGACCCGAAAUACUCGUGCAGAUUUUCCUGUCCAUCCACAGCAGAAUUUCAGCAAAGGAAAAUUCACCUUUCCACACCGCACUCACUUCCUACUCAGACCCACUGCGAUGCAUUAAAUUAUGUUUUUAGACUA